This is a messenger RNA of Protopolystoma xenopodis, 378 nucleotides long. Lineage: Eukaryota; Metazoa; Platyhelminthes; Monogenea; Polystomatidea; Polystomatidae. The record is from the annotation of a GenBank genome assembly.
AUGCCUCCUGUUAAGCCUACACCUUAUCCGGUACCGCAUCUUCAGGCGGAAUUUAUUCGCCCCAUCUCCUUGCACAAUCCUCGCAUUGUGCCUCCUCAUCGAAUCUCUUCGUCGAAUCACCAAACCACAUCCUCACGCCACAUCUCCACAAAGAAUCUACGCAUUCCAUCACCAUGCCAUAUCUCCGUGCCGAAUCUUUACUCUGCCUCUCUGCACACCAUUUUUACAAAUAAUCUUCAAACAAUAUCUCUGCGCAAAAGUUAUGCUGGCAUCACCUCUCCUUAUCUCAGCCAGAAUCACUUGACCACACCUUUGCGCUGCCUCUCUGUACAGCAGAUCGACGCCCCACAUUCUCGUCGUUUCUCCACCUACAUCUAA